GCGCUGCAGGAUCGGGGCGCAGCGCGGACAAGGGUGUGGAGGCGGGAAACCUAGGUUGGCGGGAGUGGAGCGGGUGCAGCAGUUGCCGAUCAGCGAGGGGACUCUGGGCUCAGGCCAGGACGCGAGCAAUGGCGCAGAGUACGGGAGACGGGGCUCAGAGCAAAGUCCACUGCGUGGGCGAAGGCGUGGCGGCGAGUAUGCGGCGCCAGACCCCGGAGGGUGGGCCUGGGAGUCAGGUCUUAAAGGUAGCCCUUUGUUCUGAGGCAUCCAAGAAAGCCCUGCUGCAUCUGGACUGAGGAAUCGGAGCCCGCCAGGGAGCAAGGUGGGGGCGGGUCGGAAAAGGAAGGAUUCAAGCCCUGCGGGUUGAUGCACAGGUUUCUGUCUCCAUCGCCCAGACACAGAUUUGAAGUCCUUCAGAUGCUAGGUGAAUAAAGAUUGGGAACAGUGCUGCUUUCAGAGAUGGCGGCGGCAGAGGCGGUACACCACAUACACCUGCAGAACUUCUCUCGCUCCCUUCUCGAGACCCUGAAUGGGCAGAGGCUGGGCGGGCACUUCUGCGACGUGACUGUGCGCAUCCGCGAGGCUUCCCUGCGGGCACACCGCUGUGUGCUGGCCGCCGGCUCGCCCUUCUUUCAGGACAAGCUGCUGCUCGGUCACUCUGAGAUCCGCGUGCCUCCAGUGGUGCCCGCACAGACUGUGCGCCAGCUUGUUGAAUUCCUCUACAGCGGCUCCCUAGUGGUGGCGCAGGGCGAAGCGCUGCAAGUGCUCACAGCUGCGUCUGUGCUUCGUAUCCAGACAGUUAUCGACGAGUGCACGCAGAUUAUUGCCCGUGCUCGCGCCCCAGGCACCUCCGCACCAGCUCCCCUGCCUGCGCCCGUGCCCCCACCACUCGCGCCCGCACAGCUGCGGCACCGCUUGCGCCACUUGCUAGCCGCGCGUCCCCCGGGACACUCUGGCAUGGCGCACAGCCGCAAGCAGCGCCAGCCUGCGCGUCUGCAGCUGCCUGCGCCCCCCGCGCCCAUGAAGGCCGAGGGGCCCAACGCCGAUUCUGCCUUGCCCGAGGACCCUGACGACCGAGGUGAUGAUGAGGACGAGGAGACUGAUGAUGAGACAGACGGCGAGGAGGGCGAAGGCAGCGGACCGGGUGAGGGCCAGGCGCCCCCUUCCUUCCCAGACUGCGCUGCUGGCUUCCUCACUGCAGCCUCUGACAGCGCGUGCAAAGACCCUCCUGCGCCCACUGGCCUUGCUGACUACAGCGGCGUUGCCGGUAGGGACUUCCUUCGGGGAGCUACUGCAGCCGAGGACGUGUUCCCAGACAGCUACAUAUCCGCUUGGCAUGACGAGGAUGGCGCUGCAGCUGAAGGCUGUACUGCCGAGACCCCUGUCCCACCUGACUGCAUCCUGGCUGGACCACGCCCACCCGGCGUGAAGACCCCGGGGCCGCCUGUCGCGCUCUUCCCCUUUCACCUGGGCGCUCCGGGGCCUCCCGCACCAACCCCUUCUGCACCAUCGGGGCCAGCUCCUGCACCCCCGCCUGCCUUCUACCCCACACUCCAGCCUGAUGCAGCCCCCACCUCUCAGCUGGGGGAGUCUCCAGCCACUUCUGUCGCUCCUGCGACGGCCUCCUUAGGCACUCCUGCACGUGCCCCAGGCGCGGAGCCGCCCGCCUAUGAGUGCAGCCACUGCCGUAAGACGUUCAGCUCACGGAAAAACUACACCAAGCACAUGUUCAUCCAUUCCGGGGAGAAGCCACAUCAGUGCGCCGUGUGCUGGCGAUCCUUCUCGCUGCGCGACUACUUGCUCAAGCAUAUGGUCACACACACCGGCGUGCGCGCCUUCCAGUGUGCUGUCUGCGCCAAGCGCUUCACACAGAAGAGCUCGCUCAACGUGCACAUGCGCACGCACCGGCCCGAGCGCUCGCCCUGCCCUGCCUGUGGCAAGGUCUUCUCGCACCGCGCGCUGCUGGAGCGCCACCUGUCCUCACACCCUGCGCCCUGAUUGCCGUCCUGGGCCAGGCCUCGCCCACUGUGGGAGCGGCCACACUAGCUCACAGUCAGCCACACCCGCCACGCUCUGUUUAGCAGGCCCUCCCUCUCUCCUCACCCAUUUCUCCUUACUAGGGCCCAGGCCACCUUACUCCUCUCCACUGCCUACUUAGACCCUCCAGGUGGUACCAGGCUGGGGGUGGUCAGGGACCCGGGCUGGUCAGAAACCAGACCACCUCUGAGAACUGGACCAUUUCCAGCCUGAACCCAGUGCUCAGACUCUUGGAGCCUGUCCCAGGAUUCCUUCCCCUCUAGGGUGGGGCUGGGGCCUGGAGCAUGGGGCCUGCCCCUACCCCAGUGUUAGGCUGGGCGAGGUCUCUGGCACCCUACCCUCAGCUAGUGCUCCCUGAGGGGGUGCCUAUGGAGGCUCAGGUGUACCCAUCAUAGAACGGAGCUGGGCCUCCAGACUCCUGCUCUGUAAUAAAGGACUGUUGGCUGGGGCCUAAA
Microcebus murinus (gray mouse lemur) is the source of this 2492-nucleotide messenger RNA. It is a transcript of the gene ZBTB45, whose product is annotated as zinc finger and BTB domain containing 45. The record is from RefSeq and is a predicted model, not a curated record. NCBI's taxonomy places the organism in Eukaryota, Metazoa, Chordata, Mammalia, Primates, Cheirogaleidae. Gene Ontology annotation, biological process: regulation of transcription by RNA polymerase II. Gene Ontology annotation, molecular function: DNA-binding transcription factor activity, RNA polymerase II-specific; protein binding; RNA polymerase II cis-regulatory region sequence-specific DNA binding.